AUGAAGAGGGAUGGUGCAACUGGUGAUGAGAUUGUGGAAGCUUUAAUAGCAAAUAGCUCAACAUUUGGAAAGAAAACUGUCUUCUCACAGGAGAACAUUUGUGAGACAUACUUCAAGAAAAGUCCAGCUCAUAUAGGGUUUAUGCGAGUUGACACACUAUCUCUCUUGUUGUCUAUGGCAAACAUUGGUGCGUAUUCAGAUGUGCUUGUUGUUGAUAUGGUUGGAGGUUUAGUUGUUGGAGCUGUUGCUGAACGCUUAGGAGGUACAGGAUAUGUUUGCAGCACAUAUCUUGGUUCAGCACCCUGCUGCAUCGACAUUAUAAGAAUGUACAAUUUGAGCAGUGAUAUGGUCAGCAGGAUUGUUCAGGCGCCACUUAGUGACCUAUGUUCAAUGCAUAGUUCUGGGAACACCCCUUCUCUUCUCAAUGGUGGCGCUGAAGGGGAGAUGCAAGUUGACACAGCAGUGUCAGAUGAGAAGGCACAGUUAUCAACAGAUCAGCCAACUGAUAUGGAGGUCUCAGAGCCUUCGUUGGAUGAGCAUCCUGUUCAAGAUGAAAACUCUUCAUUAGAUGGCAAAGGCAGUGAUGGUGAUUUAGAUGCUUCAAAAUCUUCUAAAGCUGGAAAAGCACCAUCACCAGAGAAGAUGAAAUAUUGGAAGGAACAUGGCUUUAGUAGUUUGAUUGUUUGUGCCCCUGGCCACGAAGUCGAGCGUCUUGUCGCUGAUCUGCUUCCACUUUUGUCUUAUUCAGCUCCAUUUGAUAUAUAUCAUCAGUAUCUUGAUCCUCUUGCAAAGUGCAUGCACAGCUUACAAGUAUCAAAGAUGGCUAUUGGAUUGCAGCUUUCUGAACCCUGGCUACGUGAAUGUCCUUCCAUCGCGCAUCCAUCCACACAUGCAAAUGAAUGCGUUUGCCGGUUAUAUCUUGAGCGGCAUAAGGAUACACAAUACAGAUUGUAUGAUAGCAAACGAUCUAGCUAUCAGUCUGCUUGCAUGUUGAAACCAGUAUGCGGUUACCAGACAUACGUUGCCAUGCUUACAGUUACAGAGAAUGACACCUGGGAGUAG
This is a messenger RNA of Miscanthus lutarioriparius, 1062 nucleotides long. The record is from the annotation of a GenBank genome assembly. NCBI's taxonomy places the organism in Eukaryota, Viridiplantae, Streptophyta, Magnoliopsida, Poales, Poaceae.